UAUAUUGUUUUUGGCCUGUCUGUCCGUCAUUGUUUCUUUCUGUGUGUAUGUCUUAAAACUUUUACCUCUAGGGUAAAGUUUUGUCAUAACUUUUGCAUUAUUGAUGACAGCAUCUUGAUACUUGGCAUGCAUGUGUAUCUCAUGGAGCUGCACAUUUUUAGUGGUGAAAGGUCAAGGUCAUCCUUCUAGGUCAAAGGUCUAAGGUCAACAACAACAAAAAUUCAAAUUGGCGCAUUUGGGUGCAUUGUGUUUCUGACAAACACAUCUCUUGUUCAUUACUCUUUAUACAAUAAAUAUAUCUCCUUUUGCAUUGUGAUAAAUUUCCACAGAUUUAUGUUUUCUGGUUAAAUAUUUACUUCUAUUUUGCUUAAGCAAUUUGCAAUUUCAGAUCCACUUUGAUAAUGCAGUUGGACAAAACAAGAACCACACAGUGAUUUGGUAUGCCAUGUGGCGGACUCUGACAGGACUCCAUGAAACCAUGAGCCUGAACUGCAUGAUUACUGGACACACCAAGUUUGCCCCAGACUACCACUUUGGCAUCUGGAAGCUUAAGUGGAGGUCAUCCAAUGCAGAGACCAUGGAGGAGAUUGCUGGUAGUGUUACAGCUUCAUCAAAGUCAGGCCACAAUGUUCCACAGCUGGUCCAAGAUGACAACAAACCGGUUGUCUUCUUCGCUUGGAAAACUUACCUGGAACAGUUUUUGAAACCAUUGAAAAACAUAACCAAGUACCACCAUUUUACUAUGGAUCGGUCGAAACCAGGUAUUGUUACCUGUAAGGAGAACAUGGAUUCGGAAGAAAUGUGUUUCAAUAUAUUGAAGCCUUUGAGUCCGGCAGCUGGAGAACUCCCACCCACCAAACCAGCCCCGGGCCUUGACCUGCGCAGACAGUGGUAUUUGUAUGACUCAAUUAGCCCAUUCUUCAGAGCAUACAAUGCCAGGGAUACUGUGUGUCCAAAACCAUCAAAGCCAAAAGUUAAAAACCAAGGAAUGGACAGUGACAGCCUACCUAGAAAAAGGAAGCACAGCCUUUAACCGUUAUCUUAACACCAUGGCAACUAAAGUGUUCCUUCAGCCUUGUAGUAAUACAUCAAGAUUUAUCAAUGUAUUUCAUCCAUUUAAUGUGAGGUUUUACACAUGUAUGUAUGACAGAGAUAAUAUUAAUUUAAAUAUCGGUAGUGUUACAGAUGAAACACAAACAUUGCUGUUAUGUUCAAUAUAAAACUUGCUAUGACAUAUUUUUGACAAAGUGCCAUUAGGUUUGUGGUCUCAUCUUUUUCUAAAUGUAAAUAUUGUUUUAAAUUUUCGUUUUAAAGAUGUGCAUACCAACCUAUUUGAAUGUGUGAU
This is a messenger RNA of Dreissena polymorpha, 1345 nucleotides long. RefSeq lists its product as uncharacterized. NCBI's taxonomy places the organism in Eukaryota, Metazoa, Mollusca, Bivalvia, Myida, Dreissenidae. The record is from RefSeq and is a predicted model, not a curated record. The coding region runs from base 446 to 1033 and encodes 195 amino acids. The transcript has 2 exons.